Molecule: messenger RNA, 1912 nt
Organism: Hemibagrus wyckioides
Lineage: Eukaryota; Metazoa; Chordata; Actinopteri; Siluriformes; Bagridae
Gene: clk4a
Product: CDC-like kinase 4a
Exons: 13
Coding region: 146-1606 (486 amino acids)
Biological process (GO): protein phosphorylation; regulation of RNA splicing
Cellular component (GO): nucleus
Molecular function (GO): ATP binding; protein tyrosine kinase activity
Source: RefSeq, a predicted model, not a curated record
UAGAAGUCUGGCAGCCAUUUUGGGAGAGACUUGGCAGAACAAAGGGGGAGUUGUGUCGUCAGCUGCGGAAAGAAUUUCGUUUUUUUCCCCAGACAACGUGUAGUACUUUAUUUUCCGUUCUGGUCACCUAAUUAACGCUACUAAGAUGAGGCAGCGAGAAAGCACGAGUCGUUCACCGGCCAGAGAAAACGGCUGGAAGGAAAAGGCUGGGAGGCGAAAGCGCCACCGGAGAGAGUCACACAGCAGUGAACGAGAAAACAAGUACCGUAAACAUCACCAUCAUCGCAAAAGCUGUGACGGGCAUUACUUGGAGAGUUGGAGUCUGAACGAAAAGCAGGAGACGAAGGUCAGAGCUGUGGAUUCAGGGUACGAUAAGGAGAGCCAUGUGAGCGUCUCAAGGGAGAAGGAGAGGCAUCGUGUCCGCCACAGAGACCGGGACUGGCACCACUACAGCAAAUCAUCCGGAUACAGUGGCCAGAGCAGCCGGCACGGGCGGAGACGCAGCCGUAGCCGCUCUCGUCAUCGUCGCUCUCACUCGAGGAGCCAUCGCAGGAAAAGAUCCAGAAGUGUUGAGGAUGAUGAGGAGGGGCACCUGAUCUAUCACAGUGGAGACAUACUCAGGGCGAGAUAUGAGAUCGUGUGCACGCUAGGAGAGGGUGCUUUUGGGAAAGUAGUUGAAUGCAUCGAUCACAAAAAUCGAAGUGCUCGUGUUGCACUGAAGAUCAUAAAAAACAUUGAACGUUAUCGAGAUGCAGCCAUGUCUGAGGUCGAAGUGCUGGAACUCAUGAACACUCUGGACAGUGAAAGAAAAUACUGUUGUGUGCGUAUGCUUGACUGGUUUGACCACCACGGCCAUGUGUGCAUCGCGUUUGAACUGCUUGGAUUGAGCACUUUUGACUUCCUCAAAGAGAACAACUUCCAGCCAUUUCCAAUUGACCAGAUCAGGCACAUGGCCUACCAGAUCAUCAAAGCAGUCAAGUUCAUGCACAAAAACAAGCUGACUCACACAGACCUGAAACCAGAGAACAUCUUGUUUGUGGAUUCGGAGUAUGAGCUCGAGUACAACGCCAGAAUGAAAAGAGAUGAGAGAACUGUGAAGAACCCUAAUGUGAAAGUGGUUGAUUUUGGGAACGCCACAUUCGAGCACGAGCAUCACACCACAGUUGUGUCCACACGGCAUUACCGUGCACCUGAAGUCAUUCUGGAGCUGGGAUGGGAUUAUUCCUGUGAUGUUUGGAGCGUGGGUUGCAUUCUUAUUGAAUAUUACCUUGGAACUACACUCUUCCAGACCCAUGACAGUAAAGAACAUCUGGCCAUGAUGGAAAGAGUCCUGGGUCCCAUACCAACGCACAUGCUCCAGAAAACAAGGAAACGCCGAUAUGUCCACCGUGACAAACUAGACUGGGACAUGCACACCUCGUCAGGACGAUACGUUCGGAAACACUGCAAGCCUCUCAGAAACUAUAUGAUCUCCAGAAGCCGAUCCCAUGAGGAUCUGUUUGACCUCCUUGAGAAGAUGUUGGAGUACGAUGUGACGAAGCGGAUCACUCUGGACGAUGCCAUUAAACAUCCUUUCUUUGACUGUCUUAAGAAGAGCCAUAAGUGAAUGAAACAAACUAUUUGUUUUUCCCCACUCUCAGUGAGAGGUUGCAUUCAGAGGACUGCAUCAGUCCCAUGUCUACUUUAUGUUUCUGUCUUCAUCAUAAUGUGUAAUUUAUAUGCUCUGUAACUUAUUGUAUUUUACGCAAACAAGGGAGAGCUGAAGAUUAAUGGGUUUUGAGUAAAUCUUGUUUCCUCAUUUGUUAAAUAAGUAAAUGUAGCUUUAUUAAUUUAUCGUGUAGCCAUUGUGUGUCAAAAUCAGUUUUUGUGUAUUUUGUGCGUUAUCAUUUUCAAUAAAAAAAAAGUUCAAGGA